UCCCAGCCCCCUAAUUACCAUCUGCUGUAAAUGCUUCGUGUCCCGGGGAGGGUCUGAGGAAUCAGGAGCUCCGAGGAGAAACGUCUGUCUGAUAGAAGAGGAAGUGGAUUCCUCGCUCCACACGAGCCGAUUCCCGAUCCUCACGUAUAUGAGGCCGCCUCGUCCGGGUGCUGGAUCCGCUGCAUCUCACCGUGUGUCCCGGGGCUGGGAGUGAACCGCAUCCCGGCGGAGGAGGUCAGAAUAUCUGCCGCUGAACAAGGACUCAGACAUGAGGCCGGGGCAGCUUCUCAGACAUGUCUUAUGGUCGUUCCUCACUAUAUCUCUAUCUGAUCCAUCGUCUGUACCCCGGCAGGGGGCUGAACCCCUUUCCCAGAACCCCAACAUUACUCAGGAAAGGACCCCAAUAACAGCAAAGGAUUCUAUAAUCCACCCCGAGAUCCACCCAACCGCUCCGGGGUCAGGGGCCCGUUCUAGGACGCGGCAUGGAGAGGAGAGGACAUCGGACCAGCUGUGGGCCUUCGGUGAGAUGAGCGCCGGUAACCAAGGGAAGGAGACGCUGAGUUUGUGUCCCGGGAACCAGGUGCACGACGGGGUGAGAUGCGGCUGCCCCGAGGGUCUGUCGCCGGCGGGGGAGGACUGCGCAUGUCCGGCUGGAUUCUCUCUGCUCCCCGGAGUCCUGCGCUGUGCAGACGUGGACGAGUGCGCCGCCCCUGACCCGCCGUGCGGAUUAUUCUCUAACUGCACCAACACCGUCGGCUCCUACGCCUGCCGCUGCCUCCGGGGGUAUCUGAGGGGCCAACAUGGCUGUGAAGACGUGGACGAGUGCCGGGUGGCAGCAGUCACCGGUCUCCAGGCCUGCCCGCCACGAGCCUCCUGCACCAACACCGCCGGCUCCUUCACCUGCUCCUGCCGGGGCGGCUUUGUGCUGAGCCUGGACGGCAGACACUGCGUGGAUGUUGAUGAGUGCGCGUUCGAGGAGGAGUGCCGCCGGGAGCUCGGGAACCUCUGCGUGAACACGGAGGGCGGCUACCGCUGCGACUGCCAGCCGGGAUUCCGGGAGUCGGGAAACGCCUGUGUCGACGUGGACGAGUGCGCGGAGGAUCCUGGGGUCUGCGCGGGACGCGGCAUCUGUGAGAACGUCCUCGGCAGCUACGGCUGCGGCUGCCACGCGGGCUUUCGGGGCAACGGGACUUACUGCGAAGAUGAGAAUGAGUGCGCCUCCGGCAGGCACGGCUGUGAUGUGAACGCUCACUGCGGGAACGUCAUCGGCUCGUAUUUCUGCCAGUGCUACCAGGGCUUCAACGGAGACGGACGCAGCUGCUUCGACGUUGACGAAUGCUCGGCGGGGAACGGGGGCUGCGAGCAGCUGUGCGAGAACCAGGUGGGCAGCUUCCGGUGCCGGUGCAACCGCGGGUACAGGCUGCAGGAUGCCGGGAGAAACUGCACCGAUAUCGAUGAGUGUGAAACAGCCAAUGGGGGCUGCGAGCAGACGUGCCGGAACGUCCUCGGGUCCUACGAGUGUUCCUGCCGGAGGGGGUUUCAGCUGCACGUGGACGGCAGGCAGUGCGUCGAUAUCGAUGAGUGUAAGAUUGGGAACGGGGGAUGUUCCGGCGCCUGCAACAACACGGAGGGGGGCUUCCGCUGUGUCUGCCCCCCUCACCAGGCGCUUGCCCCGGACUACAGGACUUGCAUCAACAUCACGUCAUGUGACCUGAAGAACGGCGGCUGCGAGCAGAUCUGCAGCGAGCGGCAGGAGUCCGGCGUUGAAUGCGGCUGCCGGCCCGGCUGGGUCCUCGGCAGCAACAGGAGGACGUGCGACGACGUGGAUGAAUGCGCAGAUUUUACCCGUGGGGGGUGCGAGCAGGAGUGCGAGAACCAGCCGGGAACCUACAACUGCACCUGCGCGACGGGGUUCACUGUACGCUCUGACGACCCCACUAAAUGCCAGCCUGUGUGUAACCCCCCCUGCCAAAACUAUGGGGUGUGCGUGGCUCCCGAUACCUGCGACUGUCCGGCAGGAUACCCCGGGCCUGGAUGCUCAGCGAUGUGCUCCCCACCCUGCGCUCAUGGAGGAACCUGCAUGCGACACAACACUUGCUUGUGCCCAGUAGGCUGGACGGGGCCUGGGUGCCAGACAGCGGUAUGCGAGCUGCCCUGUGCCAACGGAGGGCGCUGUGUGGCCCCAGAAACCUGUGAGUGCCCAUCAGGGUACAGCGGAGGGCAGUGCCUGACACCACUCUGCUCUCCUCCCUGCCUGAAUGGUGGAAAAUGCAUCGAUACCAACAGGUGCGCGUGUCCCAGCGGGUGGCUGGGGGGCCGGUGUCAGAUAGAGCCGGUUCGCUGCGAGAAGCCGUGUCAGAACGGCGGGAAAUGCGUCGGGUACAAUUCCUGCCGCUGCCCGGCCGGCUUCCUGGGGCCGCGGUGCGAGACGGCGGUGGUCGAGCCUUGCGUCCCCCCUUGCCAGCACGGAGCCACCUGUACGCAGUUCAAUAAAUGCGCAUGCGCGGAAGGCACGGCGGGCCAUAGAUGUGAGAAACUUACCUGCCCCAUCGUCACCACAAAGGUGAGCACGGCCCGGGCCGUCCGGCAGGGCGUUCGGGAGAGCUACGUGGAGCGCUGCGGGCCCCUGGGAGUUCAGCUGUGUACCAAGUACCGGAUUAACCAGGUCCGGGUUUAUGUCCAGGCGUACGUGGUGGGCUACAGAAUCCAGUGUCCCAGCCGUAACCGAGCGUGACGCAGAACUUUCCGGCAAAUAAACCCCCGACGCACACCUCGGAGCCUACUGACCACCCAACACCGUCCAGCAGCCCCUC
Messenger RNA from Spea bombifrons (plains spadefoot toad), 2813 nucleotides. RefSeq names its product neurogenic locus notch homolog protein 1-like. The transcript has 22 exons. Gene Ontology annotation, molecular function: calcium ion binding. The record is from RefSeq and is a predicted model, not a curated record. Bases 269 to 2734 code for a protein of 821 amino acids. Lineage: Eukaryota; Metazoa; Chordata; Amphibia; Anura; Pelobatidae.